Molecule: messenger RNA, 701 nt
Organism: Drosophila novamexicana
Lineage: Eukaryota; Metazoa; Arthropoda; Insecta; Diptera; Drosophilidae
Exons: 1
Coding region: 58-492 (144 amino acids)
Source: RefSeq, a predicted model, not a curated record
GUUUUGUAUCGACUGAGACACAUAGAAUAACACACACAAAAGGAAAAUUUUGAAAAGAUGCCACCGUUCUGCUGUGGCGGUCGGCGCUGUGCCAAGGAUAAACGUAGUGGACAGGAUGCUGGCCACACCAGGUCUCCGAUAAGUGCAACAGAUGCUGAGCGUCCGCUGACUCUCAAGUUCUAUGCCCGGCACGAUUGGCCGUACUUCAACUGCACCGAUGAGGAGAUUCGACGGAUGCAUGAAAAGUUCGAUCGGGAUAGUCCGAGUGAAGGAAACGUGGACGGUGCUGACAAGCCAAAGGACACCGACGCCGAAAAACAGUAUGUGCCAAAGCAUGCCACAGCCCAACCCCUGACAGAGAAUCAAAUUUAUGGCUGGUAUCAGCAUCGGGCCUUUCGCUACUUGAAAAAGGAUCGCGGCAUCUUCGUAUUUCCGCGCGAAGGUGAUCCGUUGAUUAAGAUGAUCCAAGCUGCCAAUCAAAUGGCCCGCUAAGCAUAGCCUGGAAAAGGAGCUCCAAAACUUUGGACGACAAGACAACCCUUUCCUUUUCCUAUUCACGAAAUUCAUUGUCAGAUUUUAUAUAAAAUUAGUAAAAACUGACAUUUAUUUGGGGGGUUACAUAAAGAAAAUAUAUCUAUAUUAGUUCGGCAAUUCAGGAAUCAAAUUAAAUCAAAGAUAAAAUAAAUAAAUGGCUAUCUAUU